Molecule: messenger RNA, 515 nt
Organism: Suillus fuscotomentosus
Lineage: Eukaryota; Fungi; Basidiomycota; Agaricomycetes; Boletales; Suillaceae
Exons: 4
Coding region: 1-480 (159 amino acids)
Source: RefSeq, a predicted model, not a curated record
AUGUCGUCCAACGCUGCUGAGAGGCUGUCCCUGCGCGAUAAGCGAAGCUCGCCACUGAAACAGCGAUCGGGUACUACUCUCCGACGCUUCAAGAAGGAGGAUGGCGUGAUCUACCACAUUCCGUCAAGCCCAGACCUAGCAAGCCUUUUCGCAUUAGACGAGAGCAAACCCAUCUUGGUUAUCCCCCCUACUCUCAGCAGGAAGUCGUCUUCCCCGUUGAUUGCCAUAAUCUGUCCCCUCCGAGCCGAUCUUCUCAAGGACUUCAUCGGUCUUUCGCCAUCGUCUGACAAAAAAGAUUGCAUCAAAACCCGAUGUGACGAAAGCCAGAAAUUGAUGGGCUUGGGUGGUGGAGUAGCAGUCUGCGCUAGCGGCCCAGAGAACUUGAUGAGAGACGCGCAGAAUGCAGUUGCGAGAUUGGGUUUGACAAUGGGUAUGGAUGUGGGCGGGAUUGCUCUACAUACAGAGCUGUUUACUUUGUAACACUGAGGUAGAUGUCAUCUUAUACUGGCGUUUUU